This is a messenger RNA of Clarias gariepinus (North African catfish), 1212 nucleotides long. Its product is annotated as proline-rich protein 5-like. NCBI's taxonomy places the organism in Eukaryota, Metazoa, Chordata, Actinopteri, Siluriformes, Clariidae. Gene Ontology annotation, biological process: TORC2 signaling. Bases 277 to 1212 code for a protein of 311 amino acids. Gene Ontology annotation, cellular component: TORC2 complex. The record is from RefSeq and is a predicted model, not a curated record. The transcript is spliced from 9 exons.
UCAUGCACUGAUUAUUCAUUAUCAGAAUGACCAACACAAUACAGUGUUCCCUUCACUUAAUGAAUCAGUAACCUAGGGAAGUAACAAAAAAUAGACUUCAGCAGGUUGCUCACAGUACUGCUAUAGAAAGUCUACAAGUAAACAUUUCCUCUCUAUGUCUUAUAAAAUUGUUUAUUUCUAAAUGUAAAAUAAAAAAAAGACAUAGAAUAAUGUUGGAAGACAACAUUCACCUGUGACCACCAGGAAAGUAACAACUUGGCAGCCAAGCAAAGAAAGAUGAGCCUAAGUCAUCAGCGAAUUCCUGGCUCGAGCACAGUAACUCUACCAGCAUUAUCACAGGCACAGUCUAACUCCAAUGUCAGUGAUAUGAACAGAAUUUAUUCUGCAGUGAUCAAGGUCUUUCAAGGUGAAGGACUGCAAAUGAAUGAACUCUACUUCUUAAAUGAGCGCAUCAGGUGGCUUUUAAAAACAGAAAUGGGGUCAUUUAUUGAAGAGUAUUUUCAGAAUCAACUUCUAAAUAAGGCUUUAAGGUCUAUUUCAGAAGAAGUUCAACUUUAUAAAGGGCAACAUCAGAUCUUUUUCCUGGCUGAUGUUUGGAUUAGAUUUUUCUCAGAAAUUCUGCCCACAUUGCAGGCUAUAUUUUAUCCACUUCAGGGCCAUGAUUUCACAGUAAGGCAGAUGGCACUGCUCGCCUUCAGGGAUCUCGUCCUGAUGAAGAUUCCACUGGAAGAGCUGCUCCUCACUAACCUUUCUCUGCUACCUGCAUCCAUCACACAAAUGCUGUUAGUCCUACAGGGAGUCCAUGAGCCAAGAGGCACCUCUACGGAAUAUUUUCGCCUUGAGAAAAUGCUGGAAAUGGUGGUUUCUCCCUAUCUGUGGAACUGCAAACACAAAAACUAUGAAGAAGAAAUCAGACAAAGUAAACGCCUCAUCCAACCUGAGAUAAGGAUCACACAGCAUAUCUCACAGGUAUCUCUUCUGACUCCUUUACUGGAGCAGGACGGAGAGGGGUAUUCGGAGAGAGGAAGCAGCCUUCGCCGUCACUCUAUAUCCAAUGGCAGAUCAAUCAUCACUGACAUGCAGCUUCUCACGGUUACUAGUAGGAUGCAUUCUGGGUUAGAGGAGCCAUGUGAAACUAUUGAUGAAAUGAGGGGAAAGGAUAACAGGGCUCUUUCUCAAGUCAGUCCAACAUUUGAAAGCAAAAGCUGUUAA